Messenger RNA from Uranotaenia lowii, 1478 nucleotides. RefSeq names its product peroxisome assembly protein 12 (gene Pex12). NCBI's taxonomy places the organism in Eukaryota, Metazoa, Arthropoda, Insecta, Diptera, Culicidae. Gene Ontology annotation, cellular component: peroxisomal membrane; peroxisomal importomer complex. The record is from RefSeq and is a predicted model, not a curated record. The transcript is spliced from 4 exons. Gene Ontology annotation, biological process: protein monoubiquitination; protein import into peroxisome matrix. Bases 450 to 1403 code for a protein of 317 amino acids. Gene Ontology annotation, molecular function: ubiquitin-protein transferase activity; protein binding; zinc ion binding.
AGAAAUUAAAAAUCUCGUUUUCUAUUUCAAACGUCAAAAAAUGCCUUCUUUGAAUUGACCGGAAUGUCAAUCUAAGAAAAUUUCACAACGAAAAAAAUCCGAAGUGAUUGAAAAUCAUGUUUUCUUUUUUAAACGUCAAAAAAAUGUCUUCUUUAAAUUCACCGGAAUUCCAAGAUAAGGAAAUUUUAAAAAUGUCUUCAAUAAUUUCUUUUCUUUCACGAAAUUUUUUGCCCGGAAUUCAGCUGAUGGUCGAGAAAUUUUUUUCCUCGAAAAAUAUAGUUUUGAGUUCUAACGUACUACCGUGUGAAGUUAGAAAGCUUUAUUAUUUGUUUAUCUCUUUUCAGUAUCAAGUUAUCACCAACAAGUUCGAAUCAAAAUGGUAGAAAAUUGAAUUUUAUUUUUUAUUUCCUUAAAUCCUUUCAAGCAAACACGGCUAAAGACUAGAAAGUAUGGCUGCAAAAGGUGCGCAUAUCACACAAAAUGUUGUCACAAAGCCGUCUAUUUUCGAAGCAGUUGCUGCCGACUCACUGGAUGCAACUUUCUACCCGGCACUUAAACGCGUCGUAACUUUCUUAGCGACUAUCAAACCCAAUGCCUUUGGUUAUCUUUUGAAGUACUACGAUGAAACUUUCCUACUCUUCAACACCGUCGUCCAGGGAUAUUACCUACGCCAUAGAGGAGGAUCCCUGUCGGAAGUGUUCUACGGUUUGACCCGUGUCACUGGCGCCGGAUUGGAACCAGAACGUAUCAAAAAACGAUUAUCUUUGUUUUUUCUUGUGGCUGGGCCAUAUCUGUACCACAAGGUCAACCAAAGGCUACAACAGUGGAAAGAUGAAUACGAGAACGGACGCCCUGUUUCACCAGAAAAAAUACGUAUGGCUGAGUAUUUCCCUAUAGUUAAAGCAUGCUACGAAAGCGUGCGUCUGGUGAUGUGUCUGAGGUACUUGGCCGGAUUAGGUUCCUCACAUUCCCCAAUUUUGAGAGGAUUGAAUCUAACUUUAACAUAUUUGACCGAAGAAGAUGAUUCGUGGUCGUUCCGCGAUUUCUUCGCAGGAAAAGUUCAACUCACGACCAUGAUGAGUGCAGUUUUGUUAAGAGGACUAGAAUUGUCAGCAUUUUUCCUCCAGUUUAUCGAAUGGUGGCAAAAUGAAACUACCAUGGGUGAUCUUUCUAAGUUACCAGUACCAGAAGCUCCCGAUUUAGACGUAAACUGCAAUCGCUAUCUAAAUAAAUGCGCGCUCUGCUUGCAGGAAUUACAAAUCCCUACAGCUGUAUCAACUUCCGGCUACGUUUUCUGCUAUUGCUGUAUAACUGCACACCUUCAGAAAGAAAGCAGGUGUCCUGUUACCAGGUAUCCAGCGACCGUUAGCGAUCUGAUCAGAAUAUACGACGGGGAUGAAUGAAAAUGAUUCCGAGUUUACAAGCUUUUAGAAGGGGCAUAGGAAAAUAAUUGACUUAUAAAAUUGGUUUAGUAAAAA